AUGGCCAGGGCUGACCGCGUCUGGCCGGUUGACCUGCCACGCGGCGCUUCGGGACUGGCCGGUCCACGACCCGCGCCUGUGGACCGGGGCGGUGGCGGCUGGUCCACCGGUCCACCGUGGACCGGGGAGGGUCGGGCGGCCGGCCGCGACGGCGGCGCCAUGGCCGCGCCAGUGAGCUCGUCGCAGCGGCUUUGCGGGGCACGGGAGGCCGUGCCGAGGGCACGAACGCGUCGCGUGCGGCGUGGCGGGUGCAGUGCGAAGGCUGGUCGCACGGAAGAGAGGCCGGGGCGAGUGGGCUUCGCGGCGGGGCGGCUCGGCGACGACGAGAACUCCGGCGACUUCAAAGCUAGGGCCUCGGGGCUUCACGAGCGCGGCUUGGUGGCGGCUAGGGUUCUAGGGACGCGUGCGGGCGGCGACAGGGCCUCCAAAUCUGGCACCCCCCUAUCCCGUGGGUCCCACCCACUUUUCCCCUCCCACCGCGUGACCGCGCCUCGUCCGCGAGCGAGCGCCGCCGCGCGCUCGACCGCGCCGCGCCGGAGCACCUCGUCCACCGAAGUCGGUGCAGGAGGCUCGUCACGCCGGAGCAGGAGCUGCGACCGCGACCGCGACCGCACCGCGCUGGAGCGUCUUGUCUGCGAACGCACCGCCAAGAUCUGCCACCGUGACCGCGCCGCCAAGAUCCGCGAACACGCCGGAACAGGAGCAGUUCCUCUCCCAUGGACGGCGGCGCGUCCCAUGGAAUCCCCGGAGGCGGGCUGCCUCCCCGUCCGGCGUUGGCUCCCACGCGACGUCGUGCAUUCAUCGCGCCGCAUCCCCGUCCUACCUCGGCUCCUGUCGACACCAACCUGUCUCGUACCCAAGAACGUCCAUCUCCCAGCGGUGGCGGCAGCAGGAUGCCUUCUCCCGGCGGGCGGCGGCGGCAGCGGCUUACCUCCUCGGCUCUGCAACGACCCGCCUCGACUCGGCCCUCGCGCAUUGACCUUCAUGGAGCCUCACUCCAACACCUGGGACGCCAACAGCAGCAUAUGGGACGCCGGCAGCACCACAUCAUCACCAGCACAAGCACAUGUCUACGAGGUUGCCGACGACGACUUCAGCCAGAUUCAUUGGACGCCUGAGUACUCGCAAGCAAGGGCUUCAAGUGAACCACUAAGUGGAUAUUACUCAAAUAUGUUGACACCAGGAGUUGAUGGUGAUUUGGAAUUGCCAAGGCAGCAGGAUACCACUCCAAGUACUGGUGGCAAAUCCAAGCGAGGCAGCAACUACAGUAAUCUUGAAGAUAUCCAACUUUGCAAAUCUUGGAUUAAUAUCAGCAAUGAUCCUAUCAUAGGCAAUCAGCAGUCAGAAAAAACUUAUUGGGAGAGGAUCGCUAAUCAUUUCCACACGAACAGGGACUUUGACUCCGAUAGGACUCCCAAUUCACUUGAGCACCGCUUUGGGAUCAUACUAAAGGAGUGCAUGAAAUUCCAUGGCUACUACGAGGAGGUCGAGCGUCGUCAUCCAAGUGGCAUUCCAUACCAAGAGCAUCUGCUUGAAGCCCAAGCAAGGUAUGCCAGAAAAUCCAACGGCAAAAAUUGUCAAUUCGAACAUUGCUGGCUCACAUUGAGGCACACUCAGAAGUUUGAAUCAACGCUUCAAGGCAACAAGGGGCCAGCCAAGUCCAAAGAGGUCAACUUCUCGGUAAGAAGUGAACAAGAGGACGAUGACUCAACCACCCAAGGCCAACAGAGCUCCUCACUCCCUUCAGCUAAGAAAGCCCGACCUCCAGGUAGAAGGCAAUCCAAAGAGAAGCUGAAAAACAAUGAAGGAGAUGACGAGUAUAAGGAAAUGAUGCAAAAACUGAUGGUAAUAAAGGCCGAGGAACAUAUGAUGAAGAAAGAUAGGUGGGAGAAGGAUAUGAUGGUUGAGCAGCGUAGGCUUCGGAUAGAUGAGGAGCGACUGCAGUGGGAGCAGGAACAAAAGAUCAUGUUUUGUGAUGUGACCACCAUGGAUGAUGAUCAAAGGGCAUAUGUCAAGGCGAAGAGGGCGAAGAUUGUCAAGGCGAUGAGUGCUAGUGUAGGCGAGACGGCUAGUGGUGAGAGUGCAGUGUAGGUUUUUGUAAACAUACAUUUGCCAUGUUCAGGCAGUUCAAUUAUGAGUUAUUAGUUGAAGGACUUUGUAAACACUUGCUAU
Messenger RNA from Sorghum bicolor (sorghum), 2172 nucleotides. RefSeq lists its product as uncharacterized. NCBI's taxonomy places the organism in Eukaryota, Viridiplantae, Streptophyta, Magnoliopsida, Poales, Poaceae. The coding region runs from base 1 to 2091 and encodes 696 amino acids. The transcript is spliced from 5 exons. The record is from RefSeq and is a predicted model, not a curated record.